GAGGAGAAGCUGAGCACAGCCCGUACUAGGACAUGGCAGUACGUAGUAGUUAGGGCGGGCGCGUCACGACUCACGCGUGAGAAGAGAACCCUAUGUUACAGUAGCAGUAGUAGCUGUAGCGAGAGCAUGGAAGGCGGCGGCGACUUCACCUUCGCCGUGGCCGCGUCUCUGGCAGGCGCCGGCGGCCGACGCGUAGGCGCCGGUCUGCUGUACCCGGUCUUCGGCCAGCCGCGGUCACCGCCGCGCCAGCGGGCUCUGGAGACGGAGACGACGACGGCCACCGCGCGCGUGCCGCUCAGGGAGCUUCUGCUCGUGGACGCGUUACGAGCAGGAGCGGAGCAGCAGCCGGACGGCGGGGACAAGCGGCCGGUAAAGACGUGCUACUGUUCGUGCUGCCCCGGUUCACCGUCGACAGCGUCGUCCCCGGCGCGCUGCCGGAAGAGCGGCUCCACGGGGUCUGUCCUCCGGUGGAGCCAACGGCUCCUCGGUCGGAGCCACAGCGGCGGCAAGGAGAAUUUCGUCUUCCUGGACGCCAGCCCUUCCAACUCCAGCUCCAAGCGCAAGGGGGUCAGGAGCGGCGGCGUCGGCGGCCACGCGCACGUCUGGAGCUCUUACGCGCACAAGGGCGGUGGCAAUGACGGCCGCCGGAGGUCGUUCCUCCCGUACAGACAAGACCUCGUCGGGCUCUUCGCGAGCGCCACCGCGUUCCGGCGGACCUACCAUCCGUUCUGACGACGUAGCGGAUCCGUAGAGCAUUUGGUCUGCAUGCAUCCUACUGUUUGAGUUUGUACUCUGCUUGUUUGCUUGUUGUACUAUUUUAUCAUCAGUUUGUAUUAUUGGUGACCGGAGCGUGUAAAGUCAAUUUCAUAUGUUCCUUUC
Messenger RNA from Aegilops tauschii subsp. strangulata, 879 nucleotides. RefSeq lists its product as uncharacterized. The record is from RefSeq and is a predicted model, not a curated record. NCBI's taxonomy places the organism in Eukaryota, Viridiplantae, Streptophyta, Magnoliopsida, Poales, Poaceae.